UAGAAAUAACUGCUAAAUAUCAAAUAAAGGCCAUCAAGUCCUGUUAUUUAAAAGAAAAUUAAAAAAAUUAAAAAUCAGAUAAUGUUGUCGCAGAUACACUAUGCCACUAAAAAAAGGUGGAUGUUCAUAGUUGUAAUCCCUGUAAUUAUGGGUCUGACGUAUUACAUUUAAUGAGGAAUUAAAUAAACAACGACGAUCACAAAAACCUGUUCGGCUGAGGUGCCAUUAAUCUCAAAACCUCGUGCUGAAAGUCCGCUGUCGUAAAACCACGUCUACAUCCUGUCUUAAUAUAUAUCCUCCAGACACGUGCUACCAACUGAAUGUACAAUCCUUUAUACAUACAUACCUGAUAUGUAUCAAUGUAUUUAGCCUUUAUUUUAUUAAAAUAGUAAUAGUUAGAAUACAAGAUGCGUCCUUUAAAGAAGAAGAAGAGCAAAAGAACCCACGGAAUCGCAUCGAAGCGAAAUGCUGCUCGAUGGAAACGUGGGCAAAGUUGUACAAGUAACCCAACUUUCAAAGAACAUCGCGACAGGGUUGGACAAGGCUAUACAAAAGGUAACAGUGGAUUAACGGAGGCUGCCGUUGCCAAACUGAAUGCUGCCAACAGCAGCAGAAUGGAUGUUACUGAUAAUGAUAGUGCCAGCAUUGGAAAAUCCACUUAUAGGACAUUUGUCACAAACUUCACUGAAUGUACAAAUACAACGUUUGGAAAUGUGCACAGGUUGAGGGCAAACGGUGACGCUGUCAGCAAAGAGAUUGCUGCCGUGCUUGCUGCUGUCACCGAAGUGAUCAAAGAGAACAAUGGUAAAGAAACGGACACGGAGUACUUUGCAGCUUUGAUCACUGCUCUUGAUACAAUGGACAUUGAGGAUGGACUCACAGCCACACUUUAUCUUCUUGGUGUUGUGAUCAGCAAGGUCCCUGAGGCUGUCCUCAUCAGCCGAUUCUCCGAAGUAUCCAAGAAACUGCUGGAUAUCCUUGUCAAACACUCUGAUGGUGACAAUACAUCAAUGGUGAAAUCUCUGCUGCGUUGUUUAUCAUAUUUGCUGUGUGCACAGACUGCAUCGGUGUGGGAGCUGUCGUCUACCCAACAGAUCUAUCUUAGUGUGUUGGCCUUUAUUACCCACAAGAAACCAAAGAUACGAAAGCUGUCACAUGAAUGUAUUGAGAAGAUUCUGAAGAACAGCGCCAUAAUGAAGUCUGACAAACCUCCUAUUUGUCAUCCUAUGGCGCCUCCCACUGCAAAGCAUUGCAUUAAGAAAAUUGAAGAGUCUGGUGGUGGUUCUGAUGCUGUCAGCACCCUUCAUGUCCUGAUGCUGGUCAAGCAAAUUUUUCCUGUCCUGGCUCAGAGUGACAUCCAGGCCAUGUGUGAAGCUAUCCUGAAGGUCAUGACCCUUGCUACACCAUUGGUUGUGGCUUGCUGCAUGCAAUGUCUCUUUGGAUUGGUCAGCGUUGAUCCAAGUUUGGGGAAUCUCGGAAGCCACCUCAAUGCUCAGCUAAUCACAGCUCUGUAUGAUUACCAACCAUUAGUGACAGAUGUUCAACCAUCCUGUGCCUGGUUGACUGUUAUGGAGAAGUCUAUUAUUAAUCUGUGCAAGCAAGACAUUGAGUUGGGUCAAAACCACCUUCCAAAAUUGGUCACCACAUCCAUGAAGUACCUCCUGGUGGAAAACCCUGAUGUGCAACAGACUGCAGCUGGUGCGUUACAGGACGUCUUCAAAGAAUGCGUCUCAAGACUUGUUGAGGCCAAGCCAUCAUCUUCCACGACAGACAAAGAGAACAUUAACCCAUGUCUGCAACAGGUUGUCAAAGCAACAUCCACUGGAUUGAACUAUCAAUACCACACUGCCUGGAAACAUGUUAUUUCUGUGUUGACUGUCAUGUUAGAGGUUGCAGGAGGUCAUUAUCCGGAUUUAAUGAAGCCAGCUCUUGGCUCUUUAUCCAACAUGCGUGACUCCCCUGACUUCAAGUUCAAAUCUGAAAUAGACCAGGCUAUUGGCAGUGCUAUCAAAUCAAUGGGCCCAAAGGGUGUACUGGAGAUCAUACCACUACAGGUGUCGGGUGAUGGCCGUGAUCUCGGUUUCCCACGCAGUUGGCUGGUCCCAGUUUUAAAGAAAUACAUUUCAAACACAGAGCUGGAAUUCUUCCGGACAUACUUCAUGCCGCUAUCAAAGAAACUGCAGGAUAAAAGUAUCCAAUAUGAAGCUGAAGGAAAUACUGUUGCUGCUAAGACAUAUGGCACUCUUGUGGUACAGUUCUGGAGUCUACUGCCCAGUUUCUGCAACAACCCUACAGACUUAAAAACGUCCUUUAGAAGUAUUGCUCGUUCUCUUGGCAGUGUUGUGAGCGAUAGGCCUCAACUGCGGACACCUAUACUCUCUUCCUUGCGUAAACUGAUCUAUACCAACCUUGAGCACGAUGAAGACCUUAAUGAACUGGCUCACUUUGCCAAGAACUUCCUCCCCAUCUUGUUUAAUCUCUACACCCAGUUCUCUGCCGACGAUUGCAAAGACCCAUUACGUUUGACCAUCUACGAGACAGCAAGGGCCUACAUUCGGAUUGCCCCAACUCAGCUUCUUCAACAAUAUAUCAACACCUCUCUGUCACAGAUUGAAGAAAAAAAUGAUGUCCAGAGGUGUAUUCUGCUUGACCUCUGCAUCUUAAUGAUAUCAUCAGCAAACGCUGAGCAAGUGAAAUCUCUCUUCCAGUUGGCAUCAUCAAACUUAAAGUCCUCCUAUCAUAGCCUCCAGAAGAAAUGCUAUCGUCUCUUAGAGGAGAUCUUUGGAAACUCUUCUGAAGCUUCCGUGCAGUUUGUGAAUCAAGAAUUGACCCCCAUCAAGGAAUUGCUGGUCAUUUCUCUCUCCACCUCAGCUUUAUCCUCAAAAGGACCACGUUUGCGAUGUCUGCUCCAUGUGGUGAAAAAGUUGGAGAAAUGUGAGAUGGAUUUUAUUCAAUCAAUCAUCCCUGAGAUAAUCCCUUAUUACUUGGCAUCGAAAAUUCAAAGGACCUCUGUUUGGUCCAUUGAUAUUCACCAAAUUGAAUCCAUCCUGACACAGUAUUUCCAUCUAUUAUUUGCUGGCCUUGGUGGAACCCCAGUUUUUAUUUGUGCCUCCCUGCAGUCCUUAUCCUGUGUAAUGUUUGAAUUCAAAGAUGAUGUGACUCCAGACCUCAUAGAAAACUUUGUGGAGCAUUGCUGUGUACUGCUAAUGUCAAGGACACACGAGAUUGUGAAGGCAACACUUAGCUAUCUGCAAGUGUUACUCACCUGUUUCUCUGAUAUACAGCUGGGUCCUUACCUGGAAAAAUUGAUGUCCACCUUGGUAGUGAUGAAAGAUGGAGCCAAGCAACACUUCCGCUUCAAGACAAAAAUGGUUUAUACAAAACUGAUCCGCAGAUUUGGGUACAAGGCGAUCUACGACCUUUCAUCGGACAGUAUCCGGAAGGUGUUGACAAACAUCCAGAAGUUGAAGAAGAGCAAGAAGAAGAAAGAACAGAGUGAUGAGGUGGAGGAUGAUAAGGCAGAAGAGAAAGAGGUGGCUGCUCCAGCUGAAAGCAUCGAUGACAUUCUGACUGCUUUUGACUCUGACAAUGACGAAGACGACGACAACAGCAGCAAGAAGAAGAAGAAGAAGAAGAAGAAAAAGAAAGGUGACAAAUCUAAAGAGGAGACGGCGGCAUCUGGUGCAGCAUGGCUGAAGGAGAACACUGACGAUAACAUAACAGAUUUCAUGGACGUCAGUGCUGCAAGAAGCAUAAGCACAACCAAACCAUCCAAAUCUGGGAAAUCUCAACAGACAAGUCGGUCAUCUUCUAAGUUUGACCUUGCCCCUGAUGGCCGAUUGCUCAUUAAUCAAGAAGACGAUAAUGAUGAAAAAGAUGCUGGUUCCGGUGAUGAAGACAGUGAAGAAGAAGCACUUAAAUUUAUGGCAUCUAAGAUGAAGUCUGAUCAGAGCAGGAAACGGAAGCGUCCCAGCACAGAUGAUGCAGAACACAGUGAAUCUAAAUAUGUUGCUGGUGGCCAUGGUAUCCAUCGGCCUAAGGCAUCAGCCAGCAAAAGACAAGAGCCGGUUGUAAAUCUUGGAUCUGAAUACAAAUCAAAGAAGGCAGGAGGCGAUGUGAAACGACAAGGCAAGCCAGACCCAUAUGCUUACAUCCAGCUCAAACACCAAGACCUCAAUAAAAGAAAACGUUUUAAAACGAAGGGCAAGUUCAAAAGUUUGUUGGAUGGUGCAAAGAAGGGAGCAACAAAGGGUCGAAACAGUUUGAAAUUGAAAUCAAAAGGUCGCAAAUGAUCAAAACUGAAGAUUGUGUAUACAAUGAAAUAUAUCUAUAUAAAUAUAUAAUCUUAUUGCAGCUUCUUUUUUUUUUGUGUUCCUCUCGUUCUCAACAAUCGCACACACACAUAGAUGUAACCAUCUGUUGCCAUGCCAACAGAUCAAACAACAACACUCAAGUGAUAUUUAUUUACAGUAAGUUUAUUACAAAUGUUGACUCUGUUCCGGUUUGCUGGUUCUUGUUCUUCUUUCUUCCAAUCCAUCAGGCUACUUCUGUAAUGACAAGGAGAAAUAAAACAAAUUAAGUUUAA
This is a messenger RNA of Octopus bimaculoides (California two-spot octopus), 4585 nucleotides long. RefSeq names its product RRP12-like protein. NCBI's taxonomy places the organism in Eukaryota, Metazoa, Mollusca, Cephalopoda, Octopoda, Octopodidae. The record is from RefSeq and is a predicted model, not a curated record.